GUGAGCGUUGGUCAACUUUGAUGUGCUCGCGUGGUGAGCAUCCACCAAUGGCAGCGCACAUGAAUGCUCAGAUGCAUCCGGAGUCACUCUCGCACCGCGAGCAUUCCUCGGAAAGUCUCCCCCGCGCGCGUCAUCGGCAUUCCUCCCCUGGCUUGAGCGAUAACGGGCUCCACUAGAAUCGCUAGAUGGCCUCUGCGGCUCUGGGACGCGUUCUGAACGUGGGCUAGUGGGGCAUGCCCGUCUGCUCGCCGCUUGCCGUCGCCGGAGGCAAGUUCACUGUGAAGUGACUCAAACCUUAGAUUGCUCGGCAUUGAAAAACCAUCGACGUCCUUUGACUGACGUCCUUUCUAUCUCUCAACCUUCCCCCUCAUACAGUCAAUAUGUGUGGUAUUUUCGCGUGCUACAGGCAUCCCGAUGUGCAAAAAUUCAAGCCGACUGCCCUGAAAUUGGGCAAGCAAAUCCGACAUCGGGGCCCGGAUUGGAGUGGCAACCACAUCGCCAACGACACAAUCCUCGUCCACGAGCGUCUCUCCAUUGUCGGUGUUGACUCUGGCGCCCAGCCGCUCGUCAACAAGGAGGGAACCGUCUCUCUGGCCGUCAACGGCGAGAUCUACAACCACCGCAUCCUCCGCAAGGGCCUCAAGCACCCCUACGAAUUCAAGACACACUCGGAUUGCGAGGUCAUCAUCCCUCUGUACCUCGAGCAUGGCAUCGAUGCGCCCCGACACCUCGAUGGCAUGUUCUCGUGGGUUCUUCAUGACAAGGAGAACGACCGACUCAUCGCUGCCCGUGACCCCAUCGGUGUCACCACAUUCUACAUGGGCAGGUCGAGCGAGACACCCAACGCCGUCUACUUCGCUUCUGAGCUGAAGUGCCUACACCCCGUCUGCGACGACAUCCAGGCUUUCCCUCCUGGCCAUGUCUACGACUCGAAAACCGACAAGCUCACCCGAUACUACGACCCCAAGUGGCUCGUUGAGCCCUCCAACAUCCCCACUAACCCUCUCGACUUGAAGGAGCUGAGGACAGCGUUGGAGCGAUCAGUGCGCAAGCGCAUGAUGGCCGAGGUGCCCUUCGGUGUGCUUCUCUCUGGUGGUCUUGACUCGAGUUUGGUUGCAUCGAUCGCACAGCGUGAGACGCAGCGCUUGAACGAGGAGACAAGAAAGCGCGCCGCUGAACACAAGGCCAACGCCAACGGCACAACGCCAGACCCCAGCGAACUUGUUGGUAUCGACGACAACGACCAGCUCCAGACAGAUCUGAUUCUGGGUCAACUCAACUCCUUCUCCAUCGGUCUCCCCAACGCACCCGAUGCAAUUGCUGCACGAGAAGUUGCUGACUUCCUCGGCACAAAGCACCACACAUUUACUUUCACCAUCGAGGAAGGUCUCGAUGCCCUUUCAGACGUCAUCUUCCACCUUGAGACCUUCGAUGUAACCACCAUCCGCGCCUCAACGCCCAUGUUCUUGCUCUCGCGCAAGAUCAAGGCUAUGGGUAUCAAGAUGGUCCUCUCUGGUGAGGGCUCAGACGAGAUCUUUGGCGGCUACCUCUACUUCCACAACGCGCCCGACAAGGCCGCCUUCCACGAGGAGUGCGUCCGCCGCGUCAAGAACCUGCACUUGGCCGACUGCCUGCGCGCCAACAAGUCCACAUCCGCCUGGGGCGUUGAGGCCCGUGUCCCCUUCCUGGACAGACAGUUCCUCAACACCGCCAUGAACAUCGACCCGGCCGAGAAGAUGAUCACAAAAGACCGCAUCGAGAAGUACAUCCUGCGCAAGGCGUUCGACACCUCCAACGAGCCCGACACACCCGCCUACCUCCCCCAUAAGAUUCUGUACCGCCAGAAGGAGCAGUUCUCCGACGGUGUGGGAUACGGAUGGAUCGAUGCGCUCAAGGACAAUGCUGAGCUGCACGUUACUGAUGAGCAGAUGAAGAACCCCAAGCCUGAGUGGGGCAACGACAUUCCUGACACAAAGGAGGCGUACUGGUACCGCUGCAUGUUCGACGAGCACUUCCCUCCCAGCUGUGCGAGCACCGUCAUGCGCUGGACACCGACAUGGAGCAAGCAGACAGAUCCCUCUGGACGUGCCAUUGGUGUCCACGAGCAGAAGUACAAGAACGCCGAGUGAGCGUGUACGAGCCACGAGGCAUAUACCUAGCCCCCGCUUCCUUCGACUUCGUUUCGGGUUUCUUGGUUCCGGAGGUCUUUGGCGCUCAUAGAUCGCUUAGACACGUUUCUCGUGUAGAAGGCGAAGGUGGUAUGGUUCCAUAUAGAAUGAAGUGCUACGAUUAGACAACGACAGAUAUGCACAUUAGACGUUGUUGCCUACUCGCCAUAUUUUCCGAAAUACCCUGACGCCUGUUGAUGCUGUUUUGCUAGCU
This is a messenger RNA of Macroventuria anomochaeta, 2382 nucleotides long. RefSeq names its product glutamine-hydrolyzing asparagine synthase. NCBI's taxonomy places the organism in Eukaryota, Fungi, Ascomycota, Dothideomycetes, Pleosporales, Didymellaceae. The transcript has 7 exons. The record is from RefSeq and is a predicted model, not a curated record. Bases 381 to 2129 code for a protein of 582 amino acids. Gene Ontology annotation, cellular component: cytosol. Gene Ontology annotation, molecular function: asparagine synthase (glutamine-hydrolyzing) activity.